UUGUAAGUUAUACCAUCAUUUCUUCUUUGUCACCGGUAGUGAGCUAACAAUGGCGAAGCCAGGCAGAGGCCGACGGGCGUCGCGAUCGGUUUCAGACUCUGGCUCAUCUCGAUCUCGUUCUCGUUCUCGCUCCUUCAGUGGUUCUGAUUCUCGCUCAAGCUCCUCUCGGUCCCGUUCACCUUCAAAGCCUCGCUCCCGUAUACCAAGUCGGAGCCCACCUCCUCAGAGAAAAAGUCCUAUUGAAGGAGCUAAGCGUGGUCGUUCUCCUCUAUCACAACCUAAGAAAACUUCUCCACCUCCUCGGAAGCCCUCGCCUAUUCCCGAGUCUCUUGUUCUGCAUGUUGACCAUCUAAGCAGGAAUGUCAAUGAAGCCCACCUAAAAGAAAUAUUCAGCAACUUUGGGGAAGUUGUAAAUGUCCAGCUGGUAAUGGAUCAUGCCGUUAAUCUUUCAAGGGGAUUUGGGUAUGUUGAGUUCAAGACAAGGGCUGAUGCUGAGAAAGCUCAAGCUUAUAUGGAUGGGGGCCAACUUGAUGGAAAUGUUAUUGGAGCAAAGUUUACUUUGCCUGAGAGGAAGAAGGCACUGCCGCCACCACCACCACCACCUAGGGCUGUUGCAGCUGAUGUGAAAAGAGAUGCUCCAAAAGUUGAUGCAGAUAUUGAAAAGGAUGGACCCAAACGACCUAGGGGGGGAUCACCUCCCCAACGAAAGCCUCAAUCACCACCACCAAGAAGGAGGUCACCUAUAGGUCGAAGAGGUGAAUCUCCACGAAGACGUUUGAACUCCCCUCCACGUCGUAGAGGUGGUGAAACUCCUCCAAGGAGGAGGCCUGCAUCACCUUCACCUCCGCCAAGGAGGAGGUCUCCUGUAAGGAACCGGGGCAGUCCUCCCCCACGCAGACGAUCACCAUCUCCAAGACGGCGCUCACCUCCAAGGCGAGUCAGAAGUCCACCUCCCAGAAGGUUGGCUGUCAAUAAUAGACGCAGUCGAUCUCCAAUCCGCAGGCCCAUUCGCUCACGAUCAAGAUCAACCUCUCCUAGGAGAGGAGGCCGGGCACCAGUUGCUAGGCGUGGAAGGUCAUCAUCGUCCUCUGGAUCUUCCCCCAGUCCUCCUCGCAGGGGCACUCGUAAGAUAUCAAGAAGCCGCAGUCCUAAAAGCAGGCCUAUGAGAGGAAGAAGCAGUAGCAACAGCAGCAGCAGUAGUUCCCCGCCUCGCAAACCCUGAGCAGCAGUUAGUAUUGUUUUCAAUAUGAGACCAGGCUUGUUUCAGAUAUUAUAUACUAAUCCUGGAAAAUAUUUCUUAUUGUUGUCUCAAUGAUCUGAAAAACUUGAGUACUAUGGCUUAGUUCUAGCAUGACGGAUUUGCAGUUUUAUUCCUAGUAAUUUGAUGUUGUCGUCGUGAAAUGCUUGAAUUCUAGCUUGUCGGAUUUGCAUGUUUAUUCCUUAUAUUUGACGAUAAUGCUUGCAGAUUUAUUCCUAGUA
Messenger RNA from Impatiens glandulifera, 1479 nucleotides. RefSeq names its product serine/arginine-rich splicing factor SR45. Gene Ontology annotation, cellular component: nucleoplasm; ASAP complex; cytoplasm. Lineage: Eukaryota; Viridiplantae; Streptophyta; Magnoliopsida; Ericales; Balsaminaceae. The transcript has 12 exons. The record is from RefSeq and is a predicted model, not a curated record. The coding region runs from base 50 to 1222 and encodes 390 amino acids. Gene Ontology annotation, biological process: mRNA splicing, via spliceosome. Gene Ontology annotation, molecular function: RNA binding.